This is a messenger RNA of Nilaparvata lugens (brown planthopper), 2954 nucleotides long. RefSeq lists its product as uncharacterized. The record is from RefSeq and is a predicted model, not a curated record. The coding region runs from base 378 to 2567 and encodes 729 amino acids. NCBI's taxonomy places the organism in Eukaryota, Metazoa, Arthropoda, Insecta, Hemiptera, Delphacidae. The transcript is spliced from 3 exons.
UAUGAAAAUGGCGUUUUUGAUACUUUAAGAAUAAAUAUCUCAUAUACUAUCCAGGAAAAACUCAUUAAGUACUCUAAAUGUCCCCUAUUAUGAUCUAGUGAGGUUGAAAUUUCAUCAAGUACAAAAUAUAUUCAUUCGUUUGCCAAGAAAAACUCAUUUUGCACUUGAUGAGUUGUUCCUCCCCUUCUUCUAUGUAUUCUAAUUCAAGAAAAAGUCAUCAAUGCACUUGAUGAAUUUUGCCACGCAAACCAUAUCAAGAUGGCUGAGCAUUUUGUCACCAAGUGCAUUCGCCCCUAACCUAAAAUUGGCACAAGGUUCCAGUGUUUGCGUGCUAUACCGUUGAUUGUUGUAAUGCCUAAGUGAUUUUAUUUUUAAUAAUGGAUUUACAAUCAAUAAAUGUGAGCGAUCGAGUUAAAAAGCUUAUGAAUCUUGCUGCAUUAAAUAACAACAUACAAGAUACAGCUUCUCAAGGUGAUAUUGAGAAAUCUACUCAUGAUUAUAUCCAAUUGGAAAAUGUGCAAUGUAUGGAAGAGCAGUUGGAUUAUGGAGAACGAGUUUCACCUGCACAAUUGUCUCAAACACCAGAUGAAAACUGUAAAAAUGGAGGUUGUAAUGACAUUGAUAUUCAGAAAUCCAUCUCAUAUGACGAAGAGGAAUCCAUAGUCGACGACACUGAUGCUGAUCCAUCAUAUCAUCAAGAAGCAAACGAGAGUAUGUCAUCUUCUAACGAGGAACAAACUGCCAUUGAAGAGCAAACAAGAGGGAAGCGUUGGAGAACAUCUCGUCCUAUGAUGUGGAAAGUUAAUAAGGCCAAAGAAAUGCGUGCCCAGUGCAUGCCUUAUGUAACAAAGAGAGGGGAAAUGGAUGGCAAGGCCCCAAAGCCUAUUGAUUGCAGCUCCUGCCGGUUUAAGUGUCAAAAGAAUUUCAGUGAAGACGACAGGAAAUAUAUCUGCAAGUCCUACUGGUCACUAAGAGAUUAUGGUAGGCAAAAAGAUUUCAUAUUGAAACAUAUUGUGAGCACAUUGCCCAAAUGCCGUAAAGUGGAUGAGUCCAGUCCAAGUGCACGUAUCUUAUCAAAACAAUACUCCUUAUCAAAUAAAGAUGGUACUCAUAGAGUUUGUGCUAAAUUUUUCGAAAAAACUCUCAAUAUAUCCAAUGGGCCGAUAAAUACAGCUCUCUCAGGGUGUAGUCCUUCAGGCUGCUUUGCGGGAUCUGACAAAAGAGGCAAAAAAGAGCCUGGCAAUAAAACAACGGAAGAUGCUAGGUUGGAUGUAAAACGGCAUAUUGAGAGUUUUCCUACCAUGGAUCCUCACUAUGUGAGAAAAUCGUCAAGAAGAAAAUAUCUGGAUACAAAACUUUCCAUUUUAAAAAUGUAUGCUUUGUACAAGGAAUUUUGUGAAAAUAAUAAUUCCAAUCCUGUAAGCAGCAACACUUAUAGGCGCAUAUUUUGCACUGAAUAUAACUUGUCCUUUUUUCGUCCAAAGAAAGAUCAAUGCUCACUAUGUAAUUUAUUCUUAACUGCAUCCAAUGGAAAAAAAGAAACAUUGAAAGAAUCUUAUGAUGCACAUAUAGCACGCAAAGAUGAAUGCAAUUACAUGAAACGAGCAGACAAAGAACGUUCACUAGAAGAUGAAAGUUUCAAAACGAUUACAUUUGAUUUGCAGAGUGUUUUACAACUUCCAUCAUCUGAUGUGUCACAACUCUAUUAUAGCAGAAAGUUGUGUGUAUUCAAUCUCACAUUGUAUGAUGGUGGUAAGGGGAAUGAUGCACAUUGUUUUUUUUGGAACGAAUUGAAUGGUAAAAGAGGAAGCACAGAAAUUGGGUCUGUUCUCUUCAAAUACAUUGAAAAGCUACCUGAAAAUGUAAAAGAGUUGUCAAUGUUCUCAGACACAUGCGGUGGACAAAAUAGGAAUCAGCAUGUAUCUGCAAUUUUGUUGUAUGCAGUUACCAAAACGCAUGUACAGGUAAUAGAACAGAAGUUUCUGGAAUCUGGCCAUUCAUUCAUGGAGUGCGAUUCAAUGCACUCAGCAAUUGAGAAUGCAAAAAGGAAUGUGCCAGUCUUCAUCAUGAAUGACUGGAGAGAAAUAUUCAAGUCAGCAAGGUCAAAAAAAGGGAAAAGUAAGAAAAAUCCAUACAAUGUAGAGGAGCUCAAACACUCUGAUUUCUUUGAUUUACAAAAACUGAGCUCAGCACUAAUUCGCAACAGGAAUGUCGAUGUAGAUGGCAACAAGGUAAGGUGGCUCAAUGUCAAAUGUUUUCGUUAUGAGAAAGAACACCCGGGUACUAUAUUUUACAAAUAUAGUCAUUCAGAUGACUUCAAAAAAAUAAUGGUAUUUGGUCGUGGAAGACCCCGGAACUUAAAUCCACAACUUGUGAAAGCAUACCCAAGUAUUUUACCCAUCAGUGCUGCUAAGAAGAAGGAUCUCAUCAGAUUGUGCCAAAAAAACAUAAUACCAGAAGAAUUGCACAACUGGUAUCAAAACUUGCCAUCAGUGGAGAAGAAUAGUGACAGAUUGCCUGAGCCAGGAGUUUCUGACAACAGUGACGUAGAAGGUGAAGAGGAUUAGAGAAUGUUCUGUUAGAGAAUGUUAGAGAAUCUCACCGUUCUUAUAGCUUAGAAGAUAAUCUAAUUAAUUAUUAUUGAAUUGUUGUUUCUCAGUUUAUUUAUUGGUUUCAAAAUAAUUACUAUGUACAUAUUAAUAUUUUUGCAAAGUAUUGACUGCUAUUUUCCCAAAUCUCUUUCAUUCCAGUUGUCAGUAUAAUAUGGGUGACAGAGUUUUUAGGUCUUAUUAUAAUUAUUUAAAACUACUUUUAGGUUAUAUUUUAUGCAAUUGUAAUGUUAUGUCAUAGUUUUUUAUAUAGUUUGUUCAUGAAUAAUGGCAUGUGAGGACUUUAAAUAAUUAUUAUUCGAGUUAUUUCGUAAGGUGGCAAAUUAACAAGAAUUAAGGUUCUUU